GAACAACAGUUUCGCAGAUGAUCACGUGAUCGAAGAUCGACUUCUUCGUUUGUGGCCACGAGGUUUUGUGGUGAAAAUUAAGUUUACCGGGUGGAAAAGGCCCUCUAUUUUUGUAUUUAUACAAAAAUGUCCUCCAGCAAUCCUUUGCCACCCAAAGAAAAUGCCUUGUUUAAGCGAAUUUUGAGGUGUUAUGAACACAAACAAUACAAAAAUGGGUUGAAGUUUGCAAAGCAGAUCUUAUCAAAUCCAAAAUUCAGCGAACAUGGAGAGACUUUGGCGAUGAAAGGUCUGACUUUGAACUGCUUAGGUCGCAAAGAAGAAGCAUACGAUCAUGUACGGCGAGGUCUUAGGAACAGUUUACAGUCUCAUGUAUGCUGGCAUGUUUAUGGGCUGUUACAGCGUUCUGAUAAGAAAUACGAUGAGGCUAUCAAAUGUUAUAGAAAUGCUCUUAAAUGGGAUAAAGACAAUAUCCAAAUCCUUAGAGAUUUAUCUUUACUUCAAAUUCAAAUGAGGGAUUUGGAAGGAUAUAGAGAUACAAGAUAUCAAUUGUUUAUGUUACGUCCAACACAACGUGCUUCUUGGAUCGGUUUUGCUAUAUCUUAUCAUUUAUUAAAAGACUAUGAAAUGGCGCUUAAAAUUUUAGAUACAUUUCGAAAUUCACCUAUGAUUUGUUAUGAUUACGAACAUAGUGAGUUGCUGUUAUAUCAAAAUAUGGUUAUUCAAGAAUCUGGAGACAAUGAACAAGCUUUAAAACAUCUUGACAAAUAUCGAUAUCAAAUUUGUGAUAGAGUGACUUUAAAAGAGACGUAUGGUAGGUUAUUUCUUGUUGCUACGAUUCAUCACUAUCGUAUAUAUCGUUUUUAUAUACAUUUAACGAUCUUUUAUUCAGGUAAACUCAGACUUCAGCUUCAACAGUAUGCAGAAGCAACACAAGUUUACAAAGAAUUAUUAAAUAUCAAUCCUGAAAAUACUACAUAUUAUGCUAAAUUAGCGGAGGCAGAAAGACAUGAAACGCCAGAAGAUACAUUGAUCAUGCUCCAAAGAUACGAAGAAUUAUUUCCUCGUGCGUUAGCACCAAGACGUUUACAAUUGAAUUACGCUACAGGAGAUCAAUUUAAAACAUUAGUCGAUCUAUAUUUACGACGAGGUCUUCAUAAAGGGGUACCACCGUUAUUUGUUAAUCUUCGUUCGUUGUAUAAUGACAAACAAAAAGUUGAGGUUAUUCAAUCUCUUGUUCUGGAAUACAAGGAAGCGUUAAAAGCUCACGGUCACUUUAGUAAUCAAGAAAAAGAUAAUCCACGAGAACCGGCGUCAGCUUUAUUAUGGACUUAUUAUUAUUUAGCUCAACAUUAUGAUUAUCUUGGUCUUACAGAGAAAGCGCUGAACGAGAUUGAUGCUGCCAUAGAUCAUACGCCUACAUUAAUAGAACUGUUUGUUACCAAAGGACGAAUAUUUAAGCACGCUGGGAAUGUUCAAGAAGCAUACAAAUGGUUGGAUGAAGCUCAAGGAUUGGAUACUGCUGAUCGAUAUAUUAAUUCUAAAUGUGCCAAAUAUAUGUUACGUGCGAAUUUAAUAAAAGAAGCUGAAGAGACAUGCGGAAAAUUUACGAGAGAAGGAGUAUUAGCGAUGGAAAAUUUAAAUGAAAUGCAGUGUAUGUGGAUACAAAUGGAAGCAGCACAUGCUUAUCAACGUCUUGGAAAAUAUGGAGAAGCAUUAAAGAAAUGUCAUGAAGUCGACAGGGUGAGUUACGCAAAAGGCCGGUAUAAUAUUACAGUAUUAGACCUUAAACAUUUAUGUACAAUUUGCGUAUUAAUCAUUUCGUAUUGUUUACAGCACUUUUCGGAAAUUAUAGAAGAUCAAUUCGACUUUCACACAUAUUGCAUGCGAAAAAUGACAUUAAGAUCUUACGUUGGUCUCUUGAGGUUAGAAGACGUUCUUCGUGCUCAUCCAUUUUAUUUCAAAGCUGCAAAAUGUGCGAUGGAGGUUUACCUGCGUUUACACGACUAUCCUUUGCCAGAUCCAACACAGACACAAGAAAUCGAUACGGAAAAUUUGGCACCGUCUGAGUUGAAGAAGCUUAGGAACAAACAAAGGAAACAACGUAGGAAGGCAGAAUUAGAAAGACAACAGGCUGCGCAAGCUCAAGAAAAAAGAGAACAACAUAACAAAUCUCGACAACAAACGGAUCCUGAUUUAGAACAACCUACAUUGGACGAACUUAUUCCAGAGAAAUUGGAAAGGGUUGAAGAUCCUUUGGAACAAGCGAUAAAGUUUUUACAACCACUUCAGGAUCUGGCAUCAAAUAGAAUAGAAACGCAUCUAAUGGCUUUUGAAAUCUACAUUCGUAAAGGUCGUACUCUGUUAAUGUUGCGGUCAAUAAAGCGUGCUCAUAGGCUGGACGCGAAUAAUCCAGAUCUCCAUACGUGUUUGGUGCGAUUUUUAUUAAAUACAAGUCGUUUGUCGUUGGAGGGUGCGGUAGGUGAAGUUGUGAAGCGACAGACGGCAGACAUAUUCUCAGAUUCGACGGCGGUACAACUGAAUGCGGAAUACUUGAAGAAAAAUAGGAACUCUCUGCCGCAUUUGCUUCAAGGUGCAAGAAUGUUGUACCUCUUAGACCCGUCGGCUCAAGCGAGAGCCUUGUCUCUUGUUACGAAUACGGAUGAACUUGAAAAUGUGACGCUUAAGAAUUGCACGAAGGUGCUCGAAUCAAUGCAAAACGGUGACUUUGGUUACUGCGAUAGUACGAUAGCCGAGUUUAUAUCAAAAUGUCACAAACUUUUCCCUUAUGCUACUGCGUUUCGGCUGCAGGAAACAAAACCUACUGCCAAUCAUCAAGACAAGGAGAAUUCUAUUAAGAACUGAUCCAGGUACGCGCUAUCUAGCGUCGUAUAACUGGCUUGCUACGUAGUUAGGCGAGGCAAUCGUGAGAGGUGAAAUAUCGAAACUUAUCGAUCUACGUCGAAAGAUUAACAAAAAAAAAAUUAUUCAAUUUAGGAAUUAACAAGAGAGAGAGAAAGAGAAAGAGAGGAAGAGGGAGAGGGAGAGCGAAAGAGAGAGAGAGAGAGACAGAAGAAAAAGGAAUUGGCGAAUAAUCGAUGAAACAAGUAGCGACAGCAUGUACCAUAGGUCAUGACUGUUCCUAGAAAAUCUUCAACAUGUAGUGUAAAACAGUGAAUGGAACAGUGGCUGGAACGGUGCUGGAUAAAGAAACUUAAUCAAUUGUAAUACGACGAGACGUGACGGCACCGAGAGACUCCUAUACGGUCCCGAAUUUUAAUAUAAUUUAACAGAAGGACUGGCAUAGAUUAAUAUUAUAGAAGAAAAAAUAUAAGAAAAGAAAGAAUGAAAGAAUUGGAACAAAUUGAUCAAAAUGCUCUUUAUUUGUCAAGAGCUUUGCGAUCUUAAAUAUUACCGUAAGAGGACUGGCUAAAAGUGAGGAAUAUUAACAGUGUACUGGGGGGUAGGGAGGGGGAACGGGGAGCGGUGCAGUGUAUAAAAUAAGACGUGCAAGACUAACAUAUUGGUACAAAGAAAAAAAAACAAACAAACAAACAAACAAGACUUGUAUACAUUCAUAACGCGCGCGCUUAAUGAGUAUUUCUACUCGAAUAUUAAGGGAUAUACUGUCUCCAGCGAUGCCUAAAUAUUAUACUCUACUAUGUAGAGUCCGCGAAAACUUAGACUAUCAUCGAGCAUCGAUUAAAACUGUACCAUGCAUGUCCGUCGCUGCAGUUGGAUGGACCUUGUUCCAUAUCGUAUAAACUAACUAAUUCUUCUGGUUCGUCUCACAUCAUCUUGUGAACUGGUUAAAUCAAGUGAAUAUGCGAUAUUUCUAAUGUUUUUUCUUCUCUAGAAAACAAAAUACACACACACACACACACACUUAGACAAACAGACAGACAGAUAGAUACACACAGACACGCUUGCACAAGCAAACAAACAAAAUACACACGCGUUUGAUUAGUUCGUUCGUUCAGGGUAAUGAUCUGCGUUUUGAUUGGAGACCCUGAUGAUAUUCCAUCGAACAGUUUAUUAAAUGAAAAGUAGUUGUGCUCAUCUACGAAAGUCUCUGUGAAAGUUACUAUUAAGAAUCAUUAAACUGUGCGUAUUGUAUACGCAAAUUACCAAAGUAUCUUAUAAAUUGAAAUCAAUAAGUGUCGAUAAACGAAUAUCAUGCA
Molecule: messenger RNA, 4178 nt
Organism: Vespula vulgaris
Lineage: Eukaryota; Metazoa; Arthropoda; Insecta; Hymenoptera; Vespidae
Gene: Naa15-16
Product: N-alpha-acetyltransferase 15, NatA auxiliary subunit
Exons: 9
Coding region: 127-2862 (911 amino acids)
Biological process (GO): N-terminal peptidyl-methionine acetylation
Cellular component (GO): NatA complex; cytoplasm
Molecular function (GO): protein-N-terminal amino-acid acetyltransferase activity; protein binding
Source: RefSeq, a predicted model, not a curated record